Messenger RNA from Myripristis murdjan (pinecone soldierfish), 387 nucleotides. RefSeq names its product urotensin-2-like. The transcript has 4 exons. Bases 1 to 387 code for a protein of 128 amino acids. NCBI's taxonomy places the organism in Eukaryota, Metazoa, Chordata, Actinopteri, Holocentriformes, Holocentridae. Gene Ontology annotation, cellular component: extracellular region. Gene Ontology annotation, molecular function: hormone activity. The record is from RefSeq and is a predicted model, not a curated record. Gene Ontology annotation, biological process: blood vessel diameter maintenance; regulation of blood pressure.
AUGAAGUGUAACCAGCUCCUGUCAUGGACCUUCCUGCUUGUGGCCUCCGGCCCGCUGCUGGCCCACCCCAUCACAGAGUCUGCUGAGAUGCCCUACUCAGGACCGGUAUCAGUGGAGGACCGAGGAGUCGGCAGUCUGGAUGAUCUGUCUCUCUCAGAGCAAAGCUACCCUCCACAGGAUGCUGGCCUCAGAUACUCCACUCUGGUGUCUGGGGAGCUCAACAGAGACAGUGUCAGAACGACUGGCCUGCUCCCCAGGGGGAUGAAGAGAGAGGUCUUGCUGGAGAAACAGGCACUCCUAAAUCCUUUCAGCCACUUCCUGGGGAUCCGGAAACAGUUCCGGAAGAGGGGAGGGAAUUCUGAGUGUUUCUGGAAGUACUGUGUCUAA